This is a messenger RNA of Rhizoctonia solani, 201 nucleotides long. RefSeq lists its product as uncharacterized. NCBI's taxonomy places the organism in Eukaryota, Fungi, Basidiomycota, Agaricomycetes, Cantharellales, Ceratobasidiaceae. The record is from RefSeq and is a predicted model, not a curated record. The coding region runs from base 1 to 201 and encodes 66 amino acids. The transcript has 2 exons.
AUGUUUGACGAGAAUGACGUAUGGGGCGUGUUUUAUGACGACCCAACCCUCCAGUGGCCGUACUGGUCCUUGGUCUGGGACUCGCUCACAUGUUUCUCAACGGAUCGCCAAGCUAGUGUUCGCGAUCGACGAUUUAUACCCAAUUUGGCCAAGACAGUUCGCAAAUGGUUCGAGCCUAUCCCAUCGCCGUAUACUUUCUAA